AUGGAUCCGGAAUUGCUACAAGGAUUCCAAGUGGAUCAAAGAACCAGGUUUAACUUAGGAAAGGAGGAAGGCCGGAAACUCUCAUCAAAUAAGGUUUUAGCAGUUGCGGGUUUGUUGGAGAUGGUGACAAUGGCAUCAAAAUUGAUGUCAGCGCUGCCAUGGGAGGUUUGGUCACGUGAUGCAGGUGUUUCGCCAAAGCAGGUAGCGGCGGCUAGUCGAAUUUCGCUACUGGAUAGGAAGGUGACCGCUGUUUGGCAGAGGCAUAAAUCUUCUAGGGUCUCGAAAGUGAUGAAGAUUAUUCAUGAUGUUGUUCAUCGAUUGGCUAAAGGCAAUAAGGACGUUAAACUAGUAUUUCAUGAAUCAAUCGAAGUUAUGAGAAGACAUGUUUCCACCGCUCUUAUGAAUCAAAAACAGCAUUUGGAGUCAGUUAUUAGUUGUCAAGUUGAAGCCUCUAAGCAGAACUAUUACACUCUUUUGAAUGCUUCAAUUGAUUAUGUUCAUUUCUUUUUUUGGCAAGGUCUUGUUUUUCGUGGUCAUGAUGAAUCUGAAUCUUCAAGCAACAAAUAAAACUUUCUUGGGCUUCUAUAAUUUCUUGCUGAACAUAAUGAUAGUGUGAAGGUUGUCGCCUUUCAUAAUGCUUCUGAAAAUCUACAAUUGAAAUCACCUGCUAUACAAAAAGAUAUUAUAAAUGCAGCUGUUGUUAAAACUCUUAAUGCAAUCAUGUUUGACAUGGGUAAUGCACCAUUUUCUAUUUUGGUUGAUGAAACUCGGGAUAGUUCAGUAAAAGAGCAAAUGACAGUUGUUCUUCGAUAUGUAAAUAAUAAAGGUGAAGUAAUUGAGAAUUUUGUUGGCAUAAUACAUGUUAAAUGUAUUGAUGCACGGUCCUUAAAACUUGCAAUAGAUGAGCAAUUUUCCAGAAAUGGGUUGAGCAUAUCCAAUUUGCGAGGACAAAGCUAUGAUAGGGCUAGUAGUAUGCAAGGUGAGUUCAAUGGUCUUAUGAAACUUACCUUGAAAGAAAAUGAUUGUGCCUUUUAUGUUCAUUGUUUUGCACAUCAACUUCAACUUGCUCUUGUUGCUCUAGCUAAAAUCAUGUUGUAG
This is a messenger RNA of Argentina anserina (silverweed cinquefoil), 1098 nucleotides long. RefSeq lists its product as uncharacterized. The record is from RefSeq and is a predicted model, not a curated record. NCBI's taxonomy places the organism in Eukaryota, Viridiplantae, Streptophyta, Magnoliopsida, Rosales, Rosaceae. The transcript is spliced from 3 exons.